Molecule: messenger RNA, 9311 nt
Organism: Erpetoichthys calabaricus (reedfish)
Lineage: Eukaryota; Metazoa; Chordata; Cladistia; Polypteriformes; Polypteridae
Gene: acbd5a
Product: acyl-CoA binding domain containing 5a
Exons: 13
Coding region: 141-1604 (487 amino acids)
Biological process (GO): autophagy of peroxisome; fatty acid metabolic process
Cellular component (GO): peroxisome
Molecular function (GO): fatty-acyl-CoA binding
Source: RefSeq, a predicted model, not a curated record
CGAUACAGCUUCUAAACUACACUUCCCAUCAGGCAGUGCGCAAUCAUGUGGUUCCUGUUUUGAGGACACAUCGGGCGGUCGUCUUGCUUAUUGCAGACGCCGAUGAGCAGUGCGGUCGAUACUUGGCGUUUUCUGUGAUCAUGGCGGACGGUAAGCCGAUUCAUGUGCAGCGGUUCGAGGCCGCUGUUAAAGUGAUCCAGAGUUUGCCGAAAAACGGUUCAUUUCAGCCAUCCAAUGAGAUGAUGCUCAAAUUUUAUAGUUACUACAAGCAGGCAACUAUGGGUCCUUGUAAUAUUCCUAGACCUGGGUUUUGGGAUCCAACUGGCAAAUAUAAAUGGGAUGCUUGGAAUUCUUUGGGAGAUAUGUCCAAAGAUGAUGCAAUGAUUGCUUAUGUUGAAGAAAUGAAAAAGAUUAUUGAAACAAUGCCAAUGACAGAGAAAGUGGAAGAGCUACUUCAAGUAAUUGGACCAUUUUAUGAAAUUGUAGAAGACAAGAAGAGUAGUGGAACAUCAGACCUGACUGUAGGCCUUGACACCAUACUGAGCAUAAACCCGAACUGUAUGAAAUUAAAUGGCAAAAAAGAGAGCAGUGACAGUGGAGCAGAGUCCGACAAGGAUGGUGAGGAUGACAUGGAUGAGGAGGAUGAUAAGAAAGAUGAUGAAAACUAUGAAAGACAAAUGCAGCCCACAACAGAAGAUGAGACAAAGCAGGUGAAAAUCCUCCUUGCUAAUGGCAAUUCUGAAAGAGAUGUUCCCUUCACUGACAACAGUGAACAUAUAAAAAAGUCAAUGCUAAAUAGUGAAAAAUCAGAAGAGAUACUUAACCAAAAGAACCAGGCACUGGAAUUUCCAGAAUUACUGGAAAUGAAUGGUCACAUAACCGAACCCAUUGAAGAUAUUGGUAACCUGCACCACUUAACAAGUGACUCUGAUAGUGAAGUAUACUGUGAUUCCAUGGAGCAAUUUGGCCAAGAUGAGUGUUCUGAAGUAUUCAUAAAUCGCUCAUUCAGGCCAACUGAAGGAAAUCCAACCAAAAUCUUGUCAAAAACUGACACAUGUAAACAUUCCUAUUAUGAGCCUGAAUUUUCCUUGAGUGUCAUACAAGGUGGAGCUGAGGGAGUAAAAUGUGGUGGCGAAGAUGGAAAGUCGGGAGGAAACGGAGGACACCGAGAACGAAUGAUGCAUGGCAAACAUGAUUAUUCAGCUCUUAGACGUGGAGGAAGGGGUUCUAAAAUGCAAGCUUCAGAUGAAGAGGCCUGGGGCUCCCAACAAGGAAGUGGUGGUGAUGGCGAGCGCAGGGGAACAGAAAACAUAAUGAAGGGUGGCGUCCUUAAUGAACAAAUUGCUGUAACCCUCAUCAGACUGCAAGAAGACAUGCAUAGCGUGUUAUUGAGGCUGAACACCCUGGAAGCGCUAUCGGCCUCUCAAGCCAGAUCACAGGCACUUUCUUCGAAUUACCACCUGCGCCCUCAUGAGCAUAAGAAACCUUCCUGGUGGCCUUUUAGCCUGUCUCCUGGGAUGCUGGCAUUUGCUAUAAUUUGGCCUUUUGUUGCUCAGUGGUUGAUCCGGCAAUAUGCUCGCAGACGGCGGAGACCACUCCAGUGACUCUCGUCAGAAGUCAUGCCACUGUAGCCCCUAGCUAAAGAAGGCACAUGGACCUUGUACCUUUUGGCACUUCAGCAUUACCUAAAUGCAUGUUAAACAUUUAACUUUUGCACUACUGUGAUGGGCUGCUUGAACUGGGCAGAUCCCUCAUGAAGUGAAGUUCAGAAAAGAUCAAUGUGAUUUGUAAUUACAUGGAGCACUGCAAGGGUUUCACUUCAGAUUAGCACUGAUCCCUGUGAACUAUGCAGUCAACUCAUCGGUGAUGAAUAGAGCAUCUAAUUAAUAUUUGGCUUUGUACUAUUUAUCUAGUUUCAAUGUGGAAAAAUUUUUUAUUCAGCUAUGCUUCUGUGUACUUUUGGCUGAAUGAAUGCUUAAAAGCUUGAUCUUAAAUUAAGGUUUGUUAAAAGCAAAGGCCUGUUUCUAUGUGCAAGAUUAUAAUAACUGUAAAUGGUUUCAAUUAGAAUAUGUUGAACUGAUUCUAUUAUUUCUUUAAGGACUUAGACAUAUUUAUUUCUGAGGAAAAAAGUGAACAGUCAUUAUUAAAUAACUUGGGCCUAAUGAUGUUUAACCUCAAAGCACAAGUGUGUUACAACUGGACAGCAAGUUGCGCGUUUUUCAGUCCACUGCGGGUGUAAAGAUGUGAACUGCAGGUAUCCUCACUACAACCUGUGCAGAAGGUACCACAUUUACAAUAUAUAUUGGACAUUUUUUUUUUGUAAUGCAGAUGAAGAAAGCCUCGGUGUUGCUUAAUCUGUAGCAGCAGUUUGACACAAACAGUUGAUGAAGGCAGAUCUACACAAACCGCAAUGGCUGCCAUCGUGUCGUCAUCUCUAAAUGGAUAUCAAACUGUUGCUCAGUAUUGUUCUGAUAUAUUUUAACACCAUUAAUUUACAGUUUAAAAUUAAUUUCUUUACAUCAUUUCUGCUGGCCAAAUUUUCAUGGUUGGUACGUUUUGUAAAAUUGGUUAGAGCUACAACUUUCACACACGCCCACUUGUUUUGCAUCUCCCGUAAAACAAUAUGAAGGGUAAUGGAGGUCACUUGCCUGAUAUCCUUUCUGAACAUUUGGACUCUCUUUUUAUACACAUUGUCAGUAGAAUAAAAUACAGAACUACAAUCGGCCCUCGAUAUAUGACCGGCCUGACAUGUGAACAACUUGGUUUACGACCAAAAUUUUUGUUUUGAAUUAUGACCAACGUCUUUCGUUACAACCCGAAUGCGGUCACGUGUAUCCGCUUGUGCGAUUGUAAACAAACAGCCGAGAGCGUUCGUAAGUGUCAGUCGGAGCCCAGAUACGUGUGUUUGUGGACGUAAUUUCGGUCAGUGCAGUGAUUUAUAUAAUUUAUUUUGAUAACUGCUAUCAAAAUGGCCCCAAAAAAGCUAGAAAAGAAGCUAAGGAAGGAAGAGAAGGUGACGAAGGUAAAGAAAGCGAUCACAAUCAAAACAAAGAAGGAAAGUGUGCAGAAAUGCUGAGAGUGGCGUUCGUGUGACCGAUCUCGCUAAUAUGUACAGCAUUUCGAAAUCCACCAUGUCGACAAUUUUACAAAGAAAAGAUUUGUAUAAAGGAAGCUAGUGUUGCUAAAGGUGUUACUCAAAUUAGUAAGUCACGAUCAACAGUGUUAGACGAGGUAGAAGAGCUAUUAUUAGUGUAGAUAAACGAAAGGCAGAUGGCAGGUGAUAGCCUAUUGGAGUCUGUAAUUUGUGAAAAAGCUAGGGUUGUAAAUGCAGAUCUGUUAAAGGAUAAGCCAUCAACAAGUGAUAGUGCUGUGGGAGGUUCAGAAUGCAUUAUGGGUAUUUCCAUUAUUUCUUAUGGGAAAAAUAGUCUUGAGUUACAACCAACUUGAUUUACAACCAGCCCUCGCGAACGAAUUGAGUUCAUAAGUCAAGGGUCCACUGUAUAGAGAGGUCCCUAUUUGAGGUGUAUAUUUCCAUCCCAAUAAACAACACAACAUUUUAUACAUAAUUUUACUGUUAUUAUGGGGUUGAAUGGAAGAUCAUGUUGGGCUAAUCAGAGUCAGGCCAUUAUUUUACAUUUUGCUAGUGCCAGUGACUGAAGAAAUCUAUGUGAAUAUUGUGGAAUAAAAUGAUUUGUUAAAUCUAGGAGUUUGAGAACCAAUAUAUUAUAGAUAUAGAGUGGGUUGAAAAAGUAUUCGACCCCCUAGACCAGGGGUGUCAAACUCCAGGCCUGGUGGGCCACAGGUUUUCAUCCUAACCCUUUUCCUAAUCAGUGACCAGUUUUCACUGCUAAUUAACUCCUUUCCCCUUCAUUUUAAUAGCCCUGUUUUUAAGGAUUCAGUCCUCUGAAUUGAUUCAUUUCUUUAUGAAAUGGCAGCCAAACAGAAAUGAGACGUGAAACGAGCCAACAGAUGAGCAGCUAAACUGGGAUUUCAAACUCCAACCAAUUUCACUCCAACAAAUCUAAUGAGAAGCUGAUUCUUGCUGUUAAUUAAGCCCGUUAUUUAAUUCUGUGGCCCGUUGCUGCUCUCAUUCUGCCACAGCAGACGUUUCCAAAACUGUUGAUUUUCUGUUCGUCAAAAUGUUUUGGUGACCUGAGAGAUCAACCUUACCGAGACCUUCAUUUUUCUUUAAUUUCAGAUACUGUGUGAUGGGCACAGGUGAGCUGGUCAUGUGGCAGCUCGUUUUGUGUCUUAUUGUUUGGCUGCUAAUUAAAAAAAAAAGAGACAACUAAGGGGCCUGAGUCAAGUUAAUUAAAACUAAAGCAAAAGUUAAUUUAAAGCAAAAACUGGUCACUAAUGAAGAAGAUGGUUAGAAUGAAAACCUGUAGCCACUGCGGCCCUCCAGGACUGCAGUUCGACACCCAUGCCCUAGACAAUGUUAACAUUUCCUGUAAUAUUUUGCUUUGAAAAUGCAUCUUUAGUUUCAUACUGUUGCAUAUAAAUGAGGACCUCUUGGACAAUAAAUUUUCACAAAAAAAUCCUGAAAUUUAAAUUAUGCUGCAACGAUAAAGAACGUAUCAGUGAAAUCUGCUGUUGAAUAAGUAUUCAACCCCUAAUAGCUUAGAGACUGUAUGAUUGUUAACAGUGUAAUAAGGGGAAUGAAAACGGGCGUAAACAAUCGGGCAAUGAAUCCUCUAGUGUGUUGACUGGCCUAUAAGUGAUUCUUUAGGCCUGUAACAGAAAUCAGUACAAGUGGCUUAUUUGGUGAAACCUCAAAAACUGACAAAAAUGAAGACAAGGGAACUUUCUAAUGACUUGAGAUGCACAGUGAUUAAGAAGUUUAAAGAUGGCAAUGGUGCCAAGAAUAUUGCCAAGCUCAAUAGCCUCAGUGUGUCCACUGUGAAGGCCAUCAUAGCGAAGUGGAAGUCUAGUGAAGCAGCAUAGGUCAGGCCGGCCUGUUAAAAUAGCCAAGAAAAUGUCAGGAAAACUAGUGAGAGUAUUAAGAGCAAAUCCUAAGGUGACUCUCAGUGACUAUCUGCAGCUGGAGUGGAUGUGCACAAGACUACAAUAUCCAAGGGACUGUAUGGCAGAGUUGCCAGAAAAAAGCCAAAACUAAAAAAAAUGUCAUCUGAAAGCUCGAUUAGAAUUCGCUAACAGACAUCAUGACAAGAGUCCUGCUUUCUGGAGUCACGUACUUUGGUCUGAUAAGACCAAAAUUGAACUUAUUGGCCUCAACAUAAAGGCAUUUGUAUGAUGGCUGGAAGGGACUGCCAAUGAUCUGGCAAACACCAUACCUACCCAUCAAGCAUGGUGGGGGGCAGCAUCAUGCUUUGGGGCUGCUUCUCUAGGGCGGACACUGGGUCCCCUGUCUGUAUUGAAGGACGAAUGGAUAGUAAGAAGUAUAUCCAGACUUUGGUAGAAAACCUUCAAACGUCAGCCAUGAAAUUGGGACUUGGAUGACGCUACCACUUUCAGCAGGACAAUGACCCAAAACACUGUGCAAAAGGAACCAAAGCAUGGUUUGACAAAAAGAAGAUCAAGGUUUUGCAGUGACCUAGCCAGAGUCCGGAUCUGAAUCCGAUUGAAAAUUUGUGGCGUCAUCUCAGAAUUGCAGUUCACAAAUGAAAGCCUUUAAACGUUGCCAGGUUGGAGCAGUUCUGCAAGGAUGAAUGGGAAAAAUGGCCUCCAUCCAGAUGUUCCAAGCUUGUAGAUGGGCUAUCCAAAGCGAUUUGAAAGCAGUUAAAUACCACAAAGGUUGUUGCUACCAAGUAAUAACUGGGGGUCAUGUUGAGGGGUCCAUUACUUUUUCAACAGCAUUUUUCACAACAUGACUGUCAAUUUGCAUUUGUUUAGAUCACCAAAGCCCUAAAUGUUUCAAAAUAUGUACACAGAGAAAUAAAAGUUCACUCAGAUACUCUGCAUUUGUGAUUUUUAAAGGUUGCAGUGAUGCAAGAUGGAAAUACGGUGGCCUUCCAGAGGGGGUCAAAUUCUUUUUCAACCCACUGUAAAUAGUUUAGUCCUAAAUCUUUUUUGGCUUUCAGCCUUACUAAGGUUAGCUCAUUGUUAAGUCCGGCUCUUUACUGAGUAGAUGCUCGGUGUGCUCUUAAACAAGUUCUCAGCUAUAAUGCAAAUUUGUCUACAAAUAAGAAUGUGCAUUUUUAUGGGCUGUUUGAUGGUAGUCAAGUCUUUAUUCCAAUUUCAGCAUUGCUAGUAUUUUAAUCCUUUUCAAGACUUUGUUUGAACAACACUGAUUUUGAUUUAUCUGUUGUUGUCAGAAGUAUCUAACGCAAAAAUUCAGAGAGCUGAUCUUGAAAUAGAUAAAGUUUAUUGUGAACUCAACUUUUAGAUUGAGAUGAACUUAAGCAGGUUUAAUGGUUCGCCUCAUCCUGUGUUAUUGAAUGAUUUGAACAGGGAAUGUUUUUGCGUGAUCAGUGAAAAAGAAAACAGUCAAACAAAAACUGUACAAUUUCAUUUCUAUAGAUUAUUGUGACAUGAUAUUUUUAAUGCCAUCUCUAUUAAUCAACAUGCACCAGUCACUACUCAAGUGUAAGUGGAUUAUGAUUAAGUGGUGGGAGGUUAUGUUAGCUGGUCAUUAAAUAGACCAAGAGAUUUUGACAGCAAGUCAAAAUGAGCUCAAUGGAUAAGAAAUUCUCGGAACAAAUAAAGUAGUCCUUGGUAUGUAAUCAGUCAUUUUUUUUCCUUAAGAACAUAAAUGUUUUGAUAAGAACUUGCUAUUCCAAGCCAAAUAAAGUUCAUCAGCCUCUGCUCACCUCUUUUAAAAAUAUUGACAUGUAAAGUAUUUUGUAUCUGUUGUUCUCUGCAGGGAGAAAUGACCAUAACAGUCAGUGUGCAGUUUUCAUCGUUGACUCCGUGUUCUUGCUGAUUUUGACCUAACACUAAAACCUUGGAUUGCGAGUAACUUGGUUUUGCAAGACAAGCUAAAAUUUUAAAUAAAUUUUAACUUGAUAAACGAGCGAGGUCUUGCACUACGGAGUAGUAUGUAUACGCUUUGUCCGCCGAGUGUCACGUGAUCACAACUGAGUUGAUGGUUCAUCUCUCUCUCUCGCUGCAGGAUUGUGGGUAAUCGUCUCCCAUGCUUGGUCUCAAUCGGUGUGCCUCACUCAUAUAGUCAACAUCCGUACGAGCGUAUACGGUUUACUAUAGCAUUGUGACCACGUACUGACAUGCGAAUCCCUGUCUUACACCCUAAAACACGAAGCUGAGUCUCAGUACUUUAGCAACACCAGCUUUAUUCAGCGUGAAACAGGAACAGCGCGGUUAUUUAUUGUAGCGGGAUCUGCCACUCACAGCAGUCAGGCAGGGCCGUGACCAAGUAGUACUGUGCCCUUGCAUUUAUAAUGUUCCUCCUAUCACCCAUUGACGGCAGGCGUUUCUAGCAAGACCGCGAUCUGUUUGGAUUCGCUUUUGUGGUAAACUGCUACUGCGCUGACAGCCUGCGGUUGCUUCGGGACACUCUUCCGCGUGUCAUCCUGUUGGGGAGAAUCCCAAAAGAGUUUAGAAACCUUACAGUGCAUAAAGCAUUUUUUUAUUUUAUGUCCAAGUGUAGUGACUAAUCAGGCAAAAGCAACUGUCAUUGGAGAGGUUCCUUGUUGAAGUCGCAAAGAAAAACAUUCCAGUGAGCCCACAGAGAGCAGGGAUUCCAUUAGUUAGAGUGAAAGUUGUCCUACACAAUAACCUCCUCCUCUCUCUCAUCUCCCUCACACCAGCCAUGAUUCUUUUCUAAGGUAAAGUACAGGUUAAUUUGUUUUAUGUAUUUUUACUUUAUAUUUUGUAUUAAUCACAAUUCUAUUAAUAUUUUUAGGUUGUAGAACGAAUCAUCUGAGUUUCCAUUAUUUUUUAAGGGGAAAUUCACUUUGAUAAAUGAGUGCUUUUGAUUAUAAGCACGUUUCCAGAACGAAUUAUGCUCACAAUCCAAGGUAUCACUGUAUUUUGUACUAAUUCUGAACACUUCUAGCCUGUCUCCUCCUGAUCACCAUUUCCUUGAAGUGUCUGUAACUCCUACCCUGCAGUUCUGGAAUCGGCCACGUAGCUCCCGUGUGGACUCCCCAGUGCGGUGAUUUUGGUGAUACGGACAAUUGCUCAUUCUUCAUCUUGUUUGUUUUCUCCAAAUCUCUUUAGCUUCAACAAAAUUUGCAGCAACACAACACCAGCAAAAGUUACUUCAGACAUUUAACAUCAUAAAAGUACAUUAUCAUUAUUUAGUGAUGGCUCUCUCGUCUGUUUGUAGUGUUGAUUAACACAUAAUGCAGAAUAAACUAAAGUGAAGCCACCAUUUUAAACAGUGCGAUCUGUGUGCCCAGUGUACUUCCCGCAAUGCGUUUGGUUGUUCACUUGAAAGCUGCCUUCACUUUCUUCCUCUGAUAAAGAAGUGAAGCAAAAUGACCCCUUUUAUUGGCUAACUAAAAAGAUUACAAUAUGCAAGCUUUCGAGGCAACUCAGACCCCUUCUUCAGGCGAGAUGUAAGAUGCCUUGUAGAGCUCUUUCGAUCUCAGCACAGGCAUAACAUGCAUUUUAACAACAACAAGCAGCAAACCAAAUUGAAUGGCCUGUCAUUUUCUAAUCCGCUUAAUCCAGACCUCUGUGGCCGAGUGCUGUAUCCCAGCAAGCACGGGGAGCAAGUCAGGAACUAAUCCUGGACAGGAGGCCAGUCAUUGCAGGGCACUCAUUACAUCUCGCCUGAAGAAGGGGCCCGAGUUUCCUUGAAAGCUUACAUAUUGUAAUCUUUUUAGUUAGCCAAUAAAAGGGGUCAUUUUGCUUGACCUCUCGCCACAUCCAUAAUGGCUAACGCAGUACAACACCCUAGUUCUACCUCUGAUAAAGUAGCAUUUGGUGUCAUUCAUUUGUAAACUUGUACAUUAGCAUAUUCCAGCCAAAAGACUGAAUGAUGUACAGCUUUAUGGUACAAACCCAUCCCGUUAUUGCAGUUCUGUUCUUUUCUUUUUAUCUCGUAAUUCUUUUAUUCAGUUUCAGUUACUCGAGCAAUCUUCUGUCUUUUUCUCACUUGGGAGUUCUGCAAAACUGUUUGCUUUUAGUUUUGGUUCACCAUUUCAAAUGGUUAAUUGCUGUAAAUUAAUUUUAAUGUAAAUUUGUUAAUAGUUGUACAGUAGAGAUUCUAGAUACAUUAAUAUAAAAUAUGCAAUAUUUUAAUUGCAUUUAAAUGGCUGAGUAUAGAACUCUAUAUUCAUUUAUUCUUUGAUUGUAAAGUGUGCAGUCAUAUCUAAAUGUUCAAAUCUUAUAGAUGCAAUUUUACUAAGCUGAUUGCUAAUAAAAAGAACAUCUAUUUUUAUUCA